This is a messenger RNA of Bursaphelenchus xylophilus (pine wood nematode), 1272 nucleotides long. The record is from the annotation of a GenBank genome assembly. NCBI's taxonomy places the organism in Eukaryota, Metazoa, Nematoda, Chromadorea, Rhabditida, Aphelenchoididae.
AUGGCGGGCAAAUUAGAUGUGGACUACCUGAUCGAGUAUCUAAUGGGCGUCGGCAGGCCCGGCACCGGCCUCAGCACGUGUGUUGGCGAGCCGGAUAUCAUGGAAUUGCUGGUCGCCGUCAAAGAACACUUCCUCGAACAACCCAUGAUGCUCGAGCUGGACCCUCCGCUGACUAUCUGCGGUGAUAUUCAUGGCCAAUUCAACGAUCUGAUGCGCAUUUUCAACAAGGUUUGUAUACUGUCCAAUAUUAUCCAAGGACCCGGGGCGUAGCUAGGGGGUAUCCCAGAGACAGAGGUCGGUGAAAAAAUUAGAAAGAGCAAAUUUUUCUCAUAGGUAGCCUGCGGUCCAUAUCUUUUUUCCAAGGACCCUAAAUUUUAGACCGGUUUCCCCAAUGUAACCAACUACUUGUUCCUUGGGGACUACAUCGAUCGUGGCAAAAUGAAUAUGGAGACGAUUCUGCUGCUCUUCUCCUUCAAACUCAAGUAUCCCCGCAACUUUUUCUUGCUCCGCGGCAAUCAUGAGACCCAAUUGGUGAAUAGAAUCUACGGAUUCUACGAGGAGUUGAAUCGACGUUACAGGUCCAUCAAGCUUUACAACACGUUCCAAGAUGUCUUCAAUUGUAUGCCUUUAACGGCAUUGGUGGGGGAUCGUAUCUUGUGCAUGCACGGAGGUCUGAGUCCCGAUCUUUACAAUGGAAAUUCUCUGCAGGUCCUCAAGGAAAUCCUUCGCCCUUUGCCGGUAACUAGGAAUUUAAUUUCCGUUCUUAUCUACGGUGUUCUUUCAUUUAAGGAUCCUCCAAAUCCCUCGCUUCCCUUGGAUCUUCUCUGGGCUGAUCCCGAUAUUGCAACGGACAAGUUCAAAUUCAGUAUUCGUGGAGUCUCCUGCACUUUCGGAGUGGAAGUCAUCAAUGCAGUCUGUCAGAAAUACGAUCUUGACCUGAUUUGUCGUGCUCAUCAGGUAUGACCUCGCUUAUGAUCAUCAGGUUUUAUAUUGUUUUACUUCUCUUCAGGUCGUCCAAGAUGGAUACGAAUUCUUUGCCAACCGAAAGCUGGUUACCCUCUUCUCGGCUCCUCAUUAUUGCGGUCAAUUCGAUAAUGCUGCAGCUGUUAUGAUCGUCAGUAAAAACCUGCAAUGUUCAUUCAAAGUAGGAUUAAUUUUUGCCAUUUUUUGUCAUCAUUUUUAUUAUCUUAGCUUCUCCGGCCCAAAUUCCCUGCCAGUAAGGCCCAAAAGAACGAUUUCCAGCUCACGAUGUACGGGAAAGCACCAGCCUAA